AGCACAGCUCAUAAUAAUAUCUGGAACGGAGCAAAUAUAAUGGCAUAAAACACAUGGAAACCAUGUUUGAUAUAUUUGAUUCCAUUCCACUAAUCCGCCGCUCCAGCCAUUACCAUGAGCCCAUGCUCCCAAAUUAAGUUGCCACCAACCUCCUGUGAAUCUAACCCCUAAACCUAAAAUAGCAUUUUUCCUUUUGGGGAAUGUGAAAUGUUCCCACUUUUUCCUUGUGAGGACUUUUGGAACCCAAAAGGAUGGUAAAGUUAGACCACACACAAGUACUUGAAUCAUAGUCUUGUGUGCAAAACUGCACAUAAGACUUGAAUCAAACUUACAACAUUGUACCCAAAUUAAUCUUCAUGGACAGACUACUUAUCUGACCAAAUUACAAGAGUUUCUAGUUCUGGGUUAACCAAGAUUAUACCCACAUAGGCAAUACAAAAAAAUCAUUCCUGUGAUUAUGUGGUGCCAUAAUAGUAGUUGAAUAACCCACUGUGUAUAUAACCAUUUGGGUAUAGGUUAUUCAGCAGCAACUUGGUUAACAUAGAACCGAUACUAAAUAACCCAGUAGCUGAAAAACCCAAACAGAUCUCCAGAGUAGUGGCCUUUCUACUAUGCCUAUGGUAUAACCAGGCUUCAAAUUCACCUGGAUCCAGCAGCAUAGCCACAGGUAGGCCAAUUUGAUCUCAGGCCUACCCCCAAAAAGUUAUUAUUAGUAUUAUUCAAUAUACCAUUUUUAUUUGUAUUUAUUUUAUUACAUGUAAAAGAAACGCAUGUGAUAUGUAUUAUUCUAUGGGUAAUUUUAAUAUAAUGUAACAAAGAAAUAGUCCGCAACAAUCAAGUUGGCUUCCGACUAUUGGUUAAAUAAAAAAUCAUACUGUGGUUUACCUGAACAACGUUGCGUGGAUAAACUUUGUAGCGCAUAAGCUAGCAAGCUCUACCACGCUAGUUUACUCGAAUUGACUCACCAGCUAAGGUAAUUUAGUAGUUCUAGCAAUGUUAAACCAAAUGUCGAUUGCUAGGUAAAAAAUAAUAAAAAGACAUCUGGAGGAAAAAGAGUGUGUACCAGAAAAUAAUUUGGAUUAAUCUACCGAUAGCCUCCAGAAUGAGACAGGUGGCCCCAGGAUAGAAACAACCGUAAUCGCCAUCACAACCGCCAAUGCCACGUUGAGCCAGGCAUGCUUGCCUACCCCACCGUCUCCUCUCGGUCUUGAUGCUGCGGGUGGGGGUGAACCUGCAGUAGGUCCACCGACAGAUUUGCCUGCUGUUGAUGAACCAGCCUGUCAACCAAAGCUAGCAAAGUUCCCUUCAAGUAUGAUAAACGGCAAAUCACACUGCUUCUCUUCAAGGUGGUAUGACCAGUUCGUGUGGAUUGAGUAUAGUAAAGAAAAAGAUGCAAUUCAUUGUAAGUUUUGUAGGUACUUUCCUGGGACAAAUGUCGAAUUCAGAUUUGUAUGAGAUGGAUUUAAAAACUGGAAACUCACAAAAAUGCUUGCUGCAAACACAAGAAUAGCAAAUGACAUGCUAGUGCCCUUGCAAAAUUUGAAUCCUACAAGGCGAGCCAUGGGCCUAGAAGUUGUGGGACUGUGUUGAACCAAAUACAUGGUGAUGCAAACAUGGAUUUUAUAGAAAGAAACCGUGCCCAUGUUAAAGUGGUCAUAGAUAUGGUCCUAAUGUGUGCAAAGCGGGAUAUUCCACUCAGAGGACAUAGAGAAACCGAAUAGAGGCAAUCAACAAUGGUCACUUUCUAGAAAUCUUCAAUUUCAUCUCAAAGUAUGACUCAGAAAUACAAAACAGGCUUAAUGAGCUACCUCGCAAUGCCACGCUUAUGAGCCCCGAAAUUCAGAACGAGUUGCUAGAGUGUGCAUCAUUGUUACUCUGCUAUCCAAAUGUUUCUAGGCCUAUCCCCACCAAAAUAAAUCUGGCUACGUCCCUGCCUGGAUCUACUGUACAUUUCUGCGCUUUUAACAUAGUGUUUUCAAUUUACAUAUGUGACACACGUUGACCAAGAUUGUUACUUUGUGCAUGUUCAUUUCUACAGGUAUUAUUAUUCAACAGUUCGCACCUGGGUUUUUGAACCCACAGCCUCUUGGUUCCCGGCACUUCAAUCUGUCCGCUACACCACCAUGCCCGUGUCCAUAGCGGUUAUCGGUUAAUCUGACUAUUCUCAGCAUUGAUUUUAUUUUUUUAUUUCAGCAAGUUAGGGCUUUCUGUAUAGUUGUCUAAUGUUUGUGGGCGUGCUAACAUGUUUUAAUGUUUGUGGGGCGUGUUAACCUGUUUUAAAGAUACUCAGGAACAAUGGUGAAAGUAUAACUCAUUUCUUCCCUGUACAGGACCUCCACAUUUUUGUAUGUGCCUAAUCAUAUAUUUCCGUAUAUAAUAUCUUAAUUCAAUAUGAUCUCUGUGGAAAUUGUCAUAAAUAUGUGUCAUUUAACUUUUCAAAUGUAGACCUAAUACAUUUUUAUUCUGUCAUAAACUCUACCAGUUAUGAUGUUUUAAUCUGAUUGUUAAUCACGUUUAGGCUAGCGGCUGAUUGCACGCAUGUUGCUGAAAUAUGAGGUUGCUGAAGAGCAUCGUCAUAACUGGUAUGAGGGGCUCGUUAUACUAGCUAUGUUCCUGGAACUGUCACAGGUCUUCACGCUGUAUAUUCAGAGCUCUGUUGUGUGACACUCCGAGGACACCGUUAGUGACAGCAGGAGGAGGCAUAGGAAUUCAUCGUAACUCGAGGAUGGACGACAGGAGUCUAGCACUUGUGGCUCUUUACAUUGGACUAAAUAUUUGCACUGCUACAGAAUUCUCUGUCAGCCCUAGCCAGCCUCAGUGUGUCUUUAUUGCCUACUCCAACGUGACCUGCUACUGGACACCUGGACAAGGCUCUCCCUCAGACACGCGCUUCACACUGCAGGUCAACAUAACCGGAUGCGAUGACCCUGUGAUCCAUCAGUCCCAACUGUGUCAGACUGUUACCCAGACCCACUGCUCUGUUAACGUGACCUAUCUGAGCCGCUGCUACUGCAUCAGGGUCCUGGCCGACAGCCCUUACACAACAGCCAGCUCACCCAGCCUCUGCCUCAAUGCCAUAGACGCAGUGAAGCUGCCCACCCCUGUCCUCUCCAAUGUGUCAGCAGUGAGAGGCAAACCCAGAUGCCUGAAGCUGCAGUGGACUACCAAUACCAGCUUCCCGGUGACCAGAAAACAUAUCUCCAAUGGUGCUCUGGUCUUCCAGGUGCAGUACAGCACAGAGGAGCAGCCUGAGCCCAAGACAGUGAAGGUGGACCUGAGACCUGAGAGAGAGCAGGGUCUCUUUUCUGCCUCCACGUGUCUCUUCUCCGCCUCCACUCUAUAUACAGUGAUGAUGCGUUACCGAUACAAUAGUACCCUCAGCCACUGGAGCGACUGGAGCCCAACACAACAGCAGUGUACAGAGGUGGCAGCACCCUCUACUGUCCCUCAGCUAUGGAGGACCGUUCAGCUUGUAGGUGGAGCAGACCUGAGACGAGUGACUCUGCUGUGGAAGUCCCCACCCAGGAGUCAAGUGAAAUGCUCAGUCCCAUGGUUUAACGUAUCCUGCUGUACUGAGGGUUCCCAGAAUGCACUGCAUACAUGGGACUGCAAUGCCCUUAGUGUGUCUGACACUUCCUGUCAUCUGACCCUUCCCCCUGAGCGCUGCUCCUGCUCACUGAGCAUGUCCAACCCUGCCGGCAUCUCUCCUCCAGCUACCAUCACAAUCCCCAACACCACGGACACAGCACCCAAGGCUCUGGUGGAUGUCAGUGUCACAGCAUUGGAUGAUUUCAGACUGGAGGUACGAUGGACAGCUCUAGAGUCCCCAUCACUAAGCAGCUUCCUGGUGGAGUGGUGGGCUUUAUCUGAGGCAGCUAGCUAUACUCCAUACUGGCAAAGACUGAGCCACAAUGCAAGCAAAAUUAUAAUCACAGAGGGCGUGUGGCCGAAACUGUGCUACAAAGUGACUGUGAGGCCUGAGUAUGAUGCAGAGACUGGGGAGGAGCUGUCAGUAGAAGCCUACACCAGGCAAGAAGCUCCCUCUGCUGGCCCCAAGCCAGUGGUGCAGGAGCUGAGCAGCAGUGCUGUUGUCCUGCAGUGGGAGCCUGUUCCUCUGGAGCAGAGGCAUGGCUUCAUCCGCUACUACACCCUCUACAUCCAGAGUGAAGAAGAAACUCCAGAGGUUGUAGUGGUGCCAGGAGACAGCCUGAGGUACCAGUUGAGUGGUUUGUCUGGACUGUACAGGAUCCACAUGGUGGCUCACACUGAUGCAGGAGGGAGUCCUCCUGGUCCAAUGCUUGAUGUGGCUGUAGGGGGCGUUGUUUUGGUGGACACCAUCCUGUGGUGUUGCAUUCCUACAAUGCUCACCGUCAUGAUACUGCUGAACUGCCUACAGUGGAGACAGAGGAUCAAGCAGAAUCUCUGGCCUACAGUCCCUGACCCUGCACAUAGUAGCCUGUCCACCUGGAACACAGAGACUAAAUACACCACAGUCGUUUUCACUGGGGGGGGGUGAGUA
Messenger RNA from Oncorhynchus tshawytscha (Chinook salmon), 4519 nucleotides. Its product is annotated as interleukin-6 receptor subunit beta-like. Lineage: Eukaryota; Metazoa; Chordata; Actinopteri; Salmoniformes; Salmonidae. Gene Ontology annotation, biological process: cytokine-mediated signaling pathway. The coding region runs from base 2726 to 4516 and encodes 596 amino acids. Gene Ontology annotation, molecular function: cytokine receptor activity; protein binding. The transcript has 12 exons. Gene Ontology annotation, cellular component: external side of plasma membrane. The record is from RefSeq and is a predicted model, not a curated record.